This is a messenger RNA of Acanthosepion pharaonis, 948 nucleotides long. Lineage: Eukaryota; Metazoa; Mollusca; Cephalopoda; Sepiida; Sepiidae. The record is from the annotation of a GenBank genome assembly.
AUGUGUCUACUCAAAUCAAUUCUGGCGGACACUGCGCAGGAAAAACUUUACGCACAAACAGUCAUUUAUUUAUUUCUUGUGUUUUUAUUACUUUUUUUUUUCUUGUUCUCAUUUUAUUUCAUUUCGUUUACUUCCGCUUUCUUCUUCGUUCCCUCUUCUUUCUUAUUUUUCGUUCAUUUUUUCCUUUGCUUCUAUUAUUUUCCUUAUUUUUUUCUUUUUCGUUUCUUUUUUCACUUCUACAUUUUUGACUCUUUCUUUUUUCUUCUCUUAUUACUUGUUUUCAGUUCGCCUUUAUUCUUCAUCCUUUUUCCUUUGUUCGAAUUUUAUCUUUUUUUAGUAGCCUUCUUUCUUUUUUUUUUUCCUUCUCACUUCCAUUCUUCAUCAAUAGAUUUUUUUCUUUAUUCUUUUUUUAUCAAUCAUUUUCUUUCUUUCUUCGUCAUUGACUUUCCGUCUUGCUUCAUUUUGUUUUUUUAUCAAUCAAUGAUUUUUUUCUCUUUCACCUCCCUUUUUCUUCCUUUCAGAUUGAAUUUUCACAUCCCUCCUUUUUCUCCCUUUUUCGUUUUAAUUUCUAUAUGGCACCAUAUCUUCGUCACAUGUUUUCCUAUUAUUCUGCGCUAUUUUUUUUUGAUCGCUUCUGCCUCGCUAUCUGGCACCGCCAGUUCUUCUGCGUUUGUCUGCACCGUAACUUUCGAUUUUCAACUCUUUUUUCAUUAUUUCUAUUUUGUGCAUUUUCUUUCUUUCUCUUUAUAUUUAUCUUCCUUGUUUCUUUUUGUACGUUUUUCUUUUUCUUUUUUUCCUUGUUUCUUCUUAUACAUUUUUCCGUGUUUCUUUUUGUACUUUUUUCUUGUUACUUUUAGUAAUUUUCUUUAUUUCUUUUUGUACUUUUCUUUAUUUCUUUUUGUACGUUUCUUUGUUUUUUUGUGCAUUUUUCUUUGUUUCUUUUGGUAA